Rhizopus microsporus ATCC 52813 is the source of this 1839-nucleotide messenger RNA. RefSeq lists its product as uncharacterized. The coding region runs from base 1 to 1839 and encodes 612 amino acids. Gene Ontology annotation, cellular component: ERMES complex; endoplasmic reticulum. Gene Ontology annotation, molecular function: lipid binding. The transcript has a single exon. NCBI's taxonomy places the organism in Eukaryota, Fungi, Mucoromycota, Mucoromycetes, Mucorales, Rhizopodaceae. Gene Ontology annotation, biological process: phospholipid transport. The record is from RefSeq and is a predicted model, not a curated record.
AUGUCAUUCUACAUUUCCCUCUUGGCUGCUUAUAUCCUCGGCGGUCUCACUCUGAUACCCUUGAUCCUUCUUUCUUUGUUUAUGUUACAACCCAAGUCUUUACCCAGUACGUUGACUCCUUCUGAUAAAUUAGAAGAAGACUAUAAAGACGAAACGAUGGUGCACAGUCAUUUCUAUAAAGUUGGUUAUCUCCAAGCCACGCAAAACAUGCCAAUUCAGUCAAGGAAAGGCAGAUUUUUCAAGUCUUAUGCUACCCAUCAUCCAUACCAGCAUCAACAACAGCAGCAGAAUCAACAAUCACAACAGCCACACCAGAGCUAUCAAUGCCAACAACAACAACAACAACCACAACAGCAGCAUUUUUUCGCCGUUUUAAAGUUUAGUACGCUGUUUUUGUACGACUCUGACUUGCAGCAGGAUUGUAAAGUGGUGAUCAAUAUUAGGCAAUAUACCGUACAUAUCUACCCGCCUGGGCUUAAGGAUCACGAACUGUUUUCAAAGCGAAAUUGGAUUCACCUGAAGAGUAAAUCACAUGAUCUGACAGACUAUUACUUCAACUGUAGUCGGUGUGUAGACAAGGAAGAUUGGUACAUAGCCUUGAUGCGCGCCAGCCAGUUGGACCUUCCAUUACCGACAUUAAAGAAUACAAUGACGACACAAUUUGAUCAAUCAGCGAUGAACCAUCUGAUCUCUACUGUACAUAGCGACCCAGAACAGUUUGAGCUCCAAUGGCUAAAUGCCCUAUUAGGUCGUUUAUUCUUGGGUAUCUACAAGACAGAACGGACGCAAAACUUCUUUUACCAAAAGAUACUCACCAAGGUUGCCAAGCUAAAUGCACGUCGACCAUCAUUUCUGGAAGAAAUCACAGUACGCUCCGUGGAUGGCGGUCAUGGCGCUCCUUAUAUUACGCAGCCAAGAUUGGUUCACUUGAGCCCUCAGGGAGAGUAUACGAGCGAGAUGAGCGUGCUUUAUGAUGGGGGCUUUCGUGUCGAACUCGAGACGGUCCUUAAGUGGACCUACUCCGAUCGACUUCCUCCCAUCCGUAUCGAUCUAGUGCUUGCCAUCACUCUCAAGUCAAUCCAAGGCAAAAUGAUGGUCAAGAUCAAGGAGCCGCCGACAAAUCGUGUAUGGUAUGGGUUCUACCAGAAUCCCAAGAUUGAUUGGAUCAUAGAACCGGUUGUUUGGGAAAAGCGUAUUGGCUACUCUGUUGUAAGCAAGGCGAUCAAGUCCAAGAUUGAAGAAAUAUUCAGAGAAACACUAGUGCUACCCAAUAUGGAUGACAUUGUCUUUUUUGCAGCAGAUGGUGCAGGCGGUAUCUUUGAUGCUCAGAAACAAGCCGAUAGCAACUAUGAAUCGCUACCUGAACUUUAUUCAACACCAUCUGUAUCGCUUGCACCUAGUGAUCCCUUCCUGACGACCACAGGCAAUGAUGUCUCCACCAUUUCCAAGAAACGAUGGUUUAAUAGGACCAAUAAGGAGCCAUUUGCUGUUGCUGUGACUACAGUGGAUAUCCCAAAACCCAUCUUAUCCUCUCAUACAGCUGAUACACCCUCACAACAGACUCUUCGGUCACUCAUAGCAGCUAAAAAGCCUAAGAAAAAAGUAUCAUCGUUUCGACAUAAUCUCAUGGCUCAGGUUGAUCAUAAUCAUUUCGGACAGGACACUACAGAUAAGAAGCCAGCAUCACUCUCCUGUGUGGAUGCACUACAUUCUGUUCGACUAAGUAAAAAAAUGCUUAUGGAAAAGCCAUCAAGGCUACGGUCAAAAUCAUUACCAAUCACAGGUUUGUCAGAAAUUAAUGUUGUGCAAGAUGACAGCUACAAUAAAAAGCAACAAUAA